Molecule: messenger RNA, 3088 nt
Organism: Canis lupus familiaris (dog)
Lineage: Eukaryota; Metazoa; Chordata; Mammalia; Carnivora; Canidae
Gene: APLN
Product: apelin
Exons: 3
Coding region: 321-554 (77 amino acids)
Biological process (GO): signal transduction
Molecular function (GO): apelin receptor binding; hormone activity
Source: RefSeq, a predicted model, not a curated record
GUGAGCGGGGAGCAUUCUCGCUGGCAGCCUGGGCCCUGGGCAGUUGGAAGCCGCCGCCGAGCAGCCAGCCUCCUGGAAAGAGCUCGCCUCUGUCCCCAGAGCCGCCAGCCGAGGCCAGCUUGGCGGCGCUGCCCCCGCGGCAGGAGAGGGAGGCUGCAGGAGAGGAGGCGGCGAGCGAGCGCGGCAGCUGGCCCGCCUGCGGCGCAGCCCCGGAGCCACGCGAGCUCCGCGCCCGCCCGCACGCACGCACGACCCGCGGCUCGCGCCUCUCCUCGCCUCGGGGCGCCCGGCCAGGGCUGCAGCGGCCGCCGAGGAGCAGCAUGAAUCUGCGGCGCUGCGUGCAGGCGCUCCUGCUGCUCUGGCUCUCUCUGACCGCGGCGUGUGGAGGGCCGCUGCUGCAGCCUUCUGACGGCAAGGCGCUGGAGGAAGGCAAUAUCCGCCACCUGGUGCAGCCCAGAGGCUCGAGAAACGGACCGGGGCCCUGGCAGGGCGGUCGGAAGAAAUUUCGCCGUCAGCGGCCACGCCUCUCCCAUAAGGGCCCCAUGCCUUUCUGAAGCAGGAUGGAAGGGGCCCCCGAGUCGCCGCCUCCUGCAACUCUGGCUACUCCAUAGAUUGGUUUGCUUCUCUGGAGCCCUCACUUCCACUCGCCUCUCUUGUCGCACCUGUCCUCGCUGCUGAUGGUCCUAGCUCUUCUCACCCACCGGCUUCCCCAAAGGCACAGUCCUGCCUCAGCGAUGAUUCCCUUUGUCUCCCACGGAUCCGUUCAGCCCCUCUUCCUGGCCCUUCACUGGACUGACUUUGGAGACCAGGCUUCCCCUUUCUCUGGUCCCCGCCUCUCUCCCAUCCAGCAGCCCAAGCUCCGCCCAUAACCCUUCCUGCCUCCUGUGUGCCUGGGAAGGGGGGGUGGUACUGUGGGGGUUGGGAGGCCACCGCCUUCUUCAAUGGGCUCCUGCCAGUCCCAGGCUUUGGAGUCCCAUUGGCCCCUCACCCAGAGGUGCCGGUUGGAAGGGCUGAGGCAUUGCGACGCAGACGGGGUGCUUAGGGGGACAUUGCAAUGGGGCUCGGUCCUCUGGCAAAAGGGAGAGGGGAAAAGCUUUGGGGAGGAGGAAGACUAGCUGCUGUGGCCAUUUCCCCGGGCCGUGUUUGGCUUAAGGAAGAAACAAAGGAGAGGGGCUGUGAAGUACCUUGUCACCUCUGUCACCUUUUUUUGUCUCCUAACACUGCCCCCCACCCCACCUCCCAACUCCCUCCCUCCCUUGUCCGCUAGUUCAAGCUCUCUCGCUCAGGAGCUAAAGCCAAGCAGGGGUGUUUUUUGCCAAGAAUCACAGAAUGUCAGAGCCAAAAGGAACCUUGGCGAUCACUUUGCUCAGACCCCUUAUGCAAACUCCUGCGAAAGCAGGCCUGGAGAGGGUCGGUGAUCUAUUCAGGGUCACAGCUGAGCCAGAAUGAGGACCCAGGUCUCCCUGCUCCCACUUGAUGAUGUCCUCUUCCCUCUUGAUGAUAUCUUUUCGCAACACAUUAAGUGCCUUUCUUGGGGUUGGGGCGGGCGGGGCUGAGAAGGAGGGGCAGCCAUGAACUGCCCGGUUGUGGGGGGGACCCAGCUGCUCCUGCCUCCCCACUCUGCCCCUGCCUGUCCUUCCCCAACCUGAGUUGCAAAGGUCCGGUCACUGGCCAGCUGCCCCACCUGCUGCACUUCCAGAGCCUUGGUAUUCUCAUAGGGGCCACCCAGGUACUGAGGCUUUCAUUCCAACCCCUACUGACACUGAUUUCUGGGAGCCAGCAGGGAGCCUUAAUUGGCCUUCCCUUUGCAUUGACUGGACCUUCUUUCCCAGUGGCCUUUCCUCCGGGGAGGGAAGAAGGAAGGAAGGAAGGAAGGAAGGAAGGAAGGAAGGAAGGAAGGAAGGAAGGAAAAAAAGAGGGAGGAAGUAUAGGUCUGAGCAGGUUGCCUUCUCAGAGACCUCCCAGGAGGGAGGAAAGGGGAGACAAGAGCCUGAUGGCCAUCUAUGUAUGUGUGGGGACGGGGGAGUCAGGGCCCUCCGAGUCCCACAAUAACCCCGACGUUGCCUAACUGCCUCUCCCCCUCACCUCUGCUGCUGCUAACGCUGCUGCUGCUGCUGCUACUGCUGCUGCUUCCAGGCCCACCCUGAGGAGCCAGCUGGGCACCUGCUUCCCCCACACCCCGUGGUCUGGAUGUGGGGACUGGCCAGGGUCCAGAAAGCCUCUUCUGUCACUGAUGCCCCCACCAGGGACUGGGCCUUCUUUCCCCUCCUCCUCUCUGCGUCUCCUGCCUCAUCAGCUGCCAGGCCCCCUGGGGAAAGGGGGUAAGCUGGUAAAGUCCAGAGACACAGGGCAGAAGGGGGCAGUGGGGGGGAGCUGGGGGCCUGUCUUAUUUAAAAUGGUUGUGUAUGAUUCUUAUACUAAUUUAUACAAAGAUAUUAAGGCCCUUUUCAUUCAGAAAUUGUCCCCUUCCCAUAAUUGUGUUCACUGUGUUUGUAAAGAUUGUUCUGUGUAAAUAUGUCUUUAUAAUAAAGAGUUAAAAGCUGACAAUUCACCCUUUCUCUUGGAGGUCAUGUUCAGGAGGGGCAUUCCUGUCCCCUGAGGCCCAUGGUUGUCCCCAUGCCCACAUAUUGCACUUGCACGGAGGUAAGUGCCUACAUCCCAAAUCGAUUCCAGGUCAAAUGGCCUCGAACCAAUUUGCCACAAACUCGUAAAAGGAAUCUCUGCACUUAAUGACUGGUCCACAUAACACUCAGCCUGCUUUUAAGUGUUUUGGUAUCUGGGUGUCCUUCCCCGCCCCCCUUCAAUGUCAUUUAAAGCUUUUUACGAAGCAAUUGAUUUAAGGACAUUCUGGUUAAAGGUGGGAUUCCUACUAAAAUUUGUUUUAUAUCCUUGGUGGGUGUCUUCUAAUUUUAUCUACUUCUGAACACUUUCGGGACUUUUUAGCCAGUUUGCCUUUUUCGAAAAUCAUUGUUUCCUGCAAUAAGUACACUUGGUAAUGACUUUGUAUGUAUCAUUUUAUGUUUCACAAUAUAGAGCUGCUUGAUGAAUGAGAAAGUCUGAAAAAUAAAACGCAAGGAGUUCAAUACAA